GACGUGAUGGGCAGUGGGGGGGGUUACGUGAAGGGCAGUGGGGGGUGUUACGUGAUGGGCAGCAGAGACAGUGCAACAACAUCCACGUCUCUUGCCUUUACAAGCCGUCACUGACCAGCUUGGGGAAGUAUGGUCGAAUAACCGUCCGCCCCCUCCAUGACCCGCAUGCCAUGGGGAGGCCCUCAUCCAGCAGUGGAUUGACAAACGGGCUCUUCAUGUACAUGUGAGUCACGUGUGAAUUAAAUGUCUUACGUAUGUUGAACUUCUUUUGCGCCAUAUGAGGCCAACCGUGCUAAUCGAAGGUGCCAUAACUACCUUUGAGAUAAUGGAACGAACGAGACGGACUAAACGAGCAAAGCAAAGCGAAUUGGUGAAUCAAAUUGUGACCCAGAAUCGUGACAAUUCAUAGAAUCGCCGAGGUUGUGACAUGCCUGGCACAGACAUCCCCUUGUCAUUACACUGAACUCCCUUCACUAUCACGCUUGUGUUAUUUGAGCGCUACUGUAUGUUUAUGGCUGAAUAAGCCAGUGUUUUUCAAUCGCACCAUCUUCACAUGAUGGAUAAGCAGACAAUGUCUCCCUCCACAUCAAAUGUAAAGUUAUUCCGACAUUACCCAGUUGCCCCAUUGACUUAUGGGGGUGCACGUCAGCAUUAACAUAAUGCACGAAAAGCAUCAGUUUCAUCACCUAUUGCUGCGUUUUCACAACCGCUGGAAACAGACCGGAGCUGUUGCUGGGCUCUUCCAGAAGUGGACCCAGAACAGCAACGGAGAGAUCCGUGGCAACGCAGCACAAAAUCACGAACGAUAGCAACCAGCAGGCAAUAAUGAAUACGUUUCUUGAGAUUGAGCGAGUUUAUAGGACGUUGAAAGCAGAGGUAGUUUGUAAUGCUAACACAACGCAGCUCGUUUCUUCUCCCAAUGCUUAUAGAGCCACGCAGAUCCAGAGGCUUCUCUCUUACGCUUCAUCCCCUCCCAUGCCCGGAGAGAAGCAAUGUUAUUUAUGUAUUAAUAUUUAUCGCAUGCGUGGGUUACAUUAUGCCACCCUAAGUGAACUUUAUAUAUAUAGUUGAAGCAAAUCAUGCUGUUUUAAAGAGAAAAAUACAUGGCCCUGAAGUUGACCUAGGUGAUGAGAGUCACGAUUGACCCCGUGACCUCGCAUCUCUUGCGUUAACCCCGUGUUAGUUUGCCGCACAGCCCGGUUGAUGCUGGCGUGGCCCGAUUGGGCCACCGUGGGAAUCUGGGCCAGGUCCACGUGCUCGCUUCACAAACCGCGCAGCCAGAUGUUGAGUGGUUGUGGGGACGUAGCAUAAGACUCCAGGCAACGCCUUUUUGAUGAGACUUGGAGAGGUGGAAACCGGUGCAGGGUUUCCACUCGACACAAUUGCUCUUGGGUUAACAUUGUUUCAGAAGGCCUAUUGGUCGAUGGAACUUCUAUUUUAAUAGGUAUUUUGUUUGGCAAUUAAACUAAUCUUUCCUGUUAAUUAUUGUAAAUCUGGAAUAAUUGGCACGGCUCGUUCGACUCUUCAAAGUGGACUCGGAGAUCACGCUCGGCCUUUUUACAAGUGAUGCAUUUUUGUGUUACCUAUCGCGACUUUUCUGUUCAUCUUCGCAUUGGCUUCAGUACAUGGAAGGAGUCUGUUUGGCCCAAUAUCACCACUGUCCAAUGGGAGAGCAGUAACGUAGAGCGUGCCACUUGAUUACUGGUUGAGUGGCUCAACUUUGAGCGGUUGAAUAUCAUCGCCACUCAUCUGUAUCCCCGCUCGCUGGCUCAUUAAUUCCCCGAUGAAAGGAAUAGAUUAAGAUCUGAAGCAUUCUUAAUUCUGGAUAAUGAAGGCGUCGCGAUUAAAAAAAAAAUUGCAGCAAUGCAGAAUAUGGGGCGCGCAAAUCGGUUUGAGCGCCCCGGAUUAUUCCGCGUUGCGCUGGAGAUGCGGAAUUAAUCUGAAUAUUCCGUGACCUGAGCGUCGGCAUUAAAAUGGCCACAGGGUCACAGCGACAGGAAUUGAUGGUCCUUGUUUAUUUACUGACUUGCGAGAUUCUAAACGAUACGGGUUCUCUUAAUUUUCGUAUCCUUUACAAUCGAAUGUUAUGAACAAAGCAAAACAUGCAUUAGCAUAUCUGUACAGAUCAAACACUGCACUACAGACAUUGACGAUAAUAUUUCAAUGUAUACAGGAGUGGCAUGUAUAUAUUGAAGCGUGACUUUCAAUGUACGUAGUAAAACUGUACGUUUCUGUGUAUGUAAUCUAUUUUAUGCCAUGCACUGCCAUGUUAUCGUUUUACAUUUUGCCAAACCAUUGUUUUAAAUGAUACGCAUAUAAUUUUUGCACUCCCUGCGUUCAUUGCAACAAUUAAUUAUCGCGUGUGCGUGUCGCGCCGUGUUUCCUCCCGACAGUUUGUUUUUGCACAUCUCGCCAACUCACGGCGAGUACAGUGCCUCCUCGUCUUGCGGUGUUUAUUGUUUUUCUUAACGCGACGACGAUGUCGCCUUCGUCAGUGGAGUGCUUCGAAUGGCCACGGCCACCGGCCGCGCUUUCGCUGAAGUUGGCGCCAUCGUAAAAGCAAGAGGGGGGGGGGGGGGGCACGCACGCCGGGCAUCGUCAGCGAGCCGCCUGCAACCCGGCCGAGUUGUUAAUUAAGCAGCGGAAUAUCCGUUUCGAGCGAUGCACCUACAGGGUUACGGAGCUGCAGCUCGGGAGUCAGGAGGGCGGACAUAAGUCAAGAUCAUCUGGAUUAAAUCUCCCGUGCCAAAUAAGAUUGGGGUUUAUCAGCAAAUGCCUUACGUCUCUUCCCCCCCCACCUUUAUUUUGCACAGUGCCACCAAUUCCCAUCUAUAAAAUGCCACGCGUCUCGUCCCGCCUAUCGCAUUGGUGGGUGUCCCCCAGCAAAAAGUGGGACUGUGCGGGAUCUUGAAAAUUAAUAUCAAUAUACUGUGACAGACCGUAUUGCGUUGCGUUUGCAAUAUAAGCAUCGGUAUUGUGUUGUGACUUGUUCAGUUUACGUGGUGCAACGGUUGGAAAUUAUUCUUGCUUUGUGGUUUUUAUCGCUGUUGUUUUUUUUGUCACUAAAAUAAAACGUGAAACCAACUCUGCACAUCGCUCGAUCCAACCGCAGUCGAGUGAGUGACGAGUGAGUGACGAGUGAGUGACGAGUGAGUGUAUUUUAUAACUCGGUGCUUCAUUCGAAGAUCGUCUGUUCGUCAAGUAAGAGCCAUGGAGAACUUGACCUCGCUCGACCUCCUGCCCAACGGCGAGGUCCCGCUGAUGCCCCGCUACGGCUUCACCAUCCUCGCCGUGAUCAUGGCCGUGUUCACCAUCGCCUCGCUCGUGCUCAACAGCACCGUCGUCAUCGUCACCCUGCGCCACCGCCAGCUACGCCACCCGCUCAACUUCUCGCUCGUCAACCUCGCCGUGGCGGACCUGGGCGUCACGGUGUUCGGCGCCAGCCUCGUCGUGGAGACCAACGCCGUCGGGUACUUCAACCUCGGCCGCGUCGGCUGCGUCAUCGAAGGGUUCGCCGUCGCUUUCUUCGGCAUCGCCGCUCUGUGCACGAUCGCCGUGAUCGCCGUCGACCGCUUCGUGGUGGUGUGCAAGCCGCUGGGCACGCUGAUGUUCACGCGGCGCCACGCGCUGCUGGGCAUCGCCUGGGCCUGGCUCUGGUCGUUCGUGUGGAACACGCCGCCGCUCUUCGGCUGGGGCAGCUACGAGCUGGAGGGCGUGCGGACGUCGUGCGCGCCCGACUGGUACAGCCGCGACCCCGCCAACGUGUCGUACAUUACGAGCUACUUCGCCUUCUGCUUCGCCAUCCCCUUCCUCGUCAUCGUGGUGGCGUACGGCCGCCUCAUGUGGACCCUCCACCAGGUGGCCAAGCUGGGGAUGGGCGAGAGCGGCAGCACCGCCAAGGCGGAGGCGCAGGUGUCGCGCAUGGUGGUGGUCAUGGUGGUGGCCUUCCUCGUCUGCUGGCUGCCCUACGCGCUCUUCGCCAUGAUCGUGGUGACCAAGCCCGACGUGUACAUCGACCCGGUCAUCGCCACGCUGCCCAUGUACCUGACCAAGACGAGCACGGUCUACAACCCCAUCAUCUACAUCUUCAUGAACCGCCAGUUCCGGGACUGCGCCGUGCCCUUCCUGCUCUGCGGACGCAACCCCUGGGCAGAGCCUUCCUCGGAGUCGGCGACGGCGGCCUCCACGUCGGCCACCAGCGUGACCCUGGCGUCCGCGCCGGGGCAGGUCUCCCCGAGCUAGAGGCAUCGCCACACACGCCACCACCGCCAUCGCCACUACCAUCACUGCAGUCACCACCAUCACCACCAUCAGCACCACUACCAUCGCUUCAGUCAGCACCGUCAUCACUGCAGUCACCACCAUCACCACCAUCAGCAGCAGCAUCAGCAGCACCACCAUCAUCGCCACUACUACCGUUUCAAUCACCACCAUCAUCAUCAGCAGCAUCACCAUCAUCACUACUACUACCGCUUCAGUCACCACCAACAUCUCUAUUACUGCCACCACCACCAUCAAUAUCACCAUCAACACAGCUCCUAAUGCUGCUGUGACCACCAUCAGCACGACUGUCACUAACAUCACUGUCAUACUUUCAUCACGACUACUUUCCACUGCAGUGCUCAGCACCAACGCCACGGUCACCAAUCGCUCCCUUAUUUCUACUCGGACGGCAGAGUUCAUCGGGUCUGUUUGUCGCUGAUUGUACGGCUCUACAUAGUAGCGCGUCGGUCGCAUCACAUUGCCCUUUCUGCCUGUCUGUCUGGCCACACGUAAUGCCUGCAAUAGUUAGCACAGUGUCAUUUACAUUUUAGCAGUGAGGCAAUUUUAAUGCGCCGUCAUCGAUAUUCCCGUUUCCCACAAUUGUAUCCCAAAUGGGCUAUCCGUGUCACGUUACGUCAUGGAAUUAGGUUAAAGUUAUUUUAUUUGUUAACACGCAUUGUCCCGUUUAACCAGUUUCCCGGCUAUUUUACAAGGUACAUCCACGAGAGAUGGGCAGUUGUGCAACCUUGCGUGUUAGAGAAGGGCCCAUGGAAGUGGAUAUGGCAGAGCUACCUCUGAGAUCCCUUCCAGUGAGUUGUACACGGUAGGAGGAGGCAGCACUUUUCCACACGCUCUACCAAUGAGAGUAACAUACCUAUCCUUGGUUCUUUCGGUAAAGUCACGUAGAAGGGAAAUAAUAAAAUAAUAGAAAUAAAACAUAAUAAGAUACAAUUCUCACGACGUUUCUUAUUUUUUAUUUUAUUAUUUCCCUUCUACGUGACUUUACCGAAAGAACCAAGAAUAUGAAUCCAUGCAGUCACGAAAGCUUUAAAUCGAAAAGUAACAUACCUGUUAACCCAUACGGUUUACUUGUAUUCUUGUACAGGGAAAUCUAGUUUUCAGGUCCAUAUGACGUACAGCCGUUUCAAUACGGUCAAAACAAUAUUUGUUUUAAUGUCUUUGUUUGUGUUUCUCCCUUGUGAUGGGAAUUUGUAGGUUGAACUUUGAGGUUUAUAAGGGCACGAGGUGACCAAUAAGGUCUGAAUUGGUCUGUAAUAAGGUAGGCAUUGAUAAGGGAUUGACAGGUAUGGAGUAAUGUUUAUCUCAUGACAGCCUGGAGUUCAGCCAAAUUAAGUACAACAGAUUUUGAAUUGUUUAAAUAUGUGAAGGUGUGUGAGUUUUGUUAUUUUUAAAGUGAUGACUGUUUCUCAUUUUCUACAGAGGGAGAGCUUGUAAAAUCUAAUCCUUCCUAAAUUGGAUUUUGGACAGGUUGCAUGAUCAGCUCAUUGAUAAUUGACCGCUAGCAAAAAAUACCUUUUUGCUGAUUUUAAUUUUGUUCAAUUAAUUUUGGACAUCGGUAACAUCAGCAGUUACUAAAAUUCUGAACAAUCAAUAUUCCAUUGUUAGCUUGCUGGAAAAACAAUCUGUCUUUGCUAAGAUAAAAGAGCUUUCCAACUGCAAUUAGACUUCCGUAAUUAGCACACAGAUUAACAGUUAAUCAAUUGAGGAGUGUUCCUGGAUAUGAGCAGGCUUCAAAUGGCCGUGUCACAGCUCAGAGCGCGCAUUGCUGAUAUUUUGGGUAUGAAUCUGAGCUUUGUCCGUCUGUGAUUAAACCAAAUUCCUGAGUGUAGAGGUGGCCAGGUGGCUUAUAGAUGAGAGGUCAGAGCACUGAACUGACACCGUUGAGAUUCAGGAGAAGGCGGUACAGCAAUGUGCAGAAGAAUAUCUGCUCCUUCUGCACGGGGAUAGAGUGUUGCCCCCUCGCACGCGUGGGUUUUCUCCAGGUGCUCGGUUUCCUCCCACAUGUAUAAACACUCAUUAAUUGGAUGAAACAUCUUGGUGUAUAGAGGACAGCAGAGCUUGUGCAAUUGUUGGCACCGGCUCACCACCUGGCUGGCUUGCAGCUUGUCUGUGGUUCCUCGGAGAAUGUAAGAUGCCAUGUGCAUGAAUGACGCUAUAUAAAGCACAUGUUCAAGUGUAAUGGGUUUCUGGCCUCAUCCCGGUCACCAAUAAAUGCACCGAAAAAAACGAUCGCAUCUUAUCCAUGUUUGUUCUCGCUCUGAGAAUUAAAACUGUCACUUGACGAACGAUACUCUUUUUGGCAGGGUGGAGAGAAAAGUGCUUCUCACGGCUGUGUGGACCAGACGUAGAAGGGAUCUCAGAUGUAGUUCUGCAAAAUUCACUUCUGUAGGUCGUUCCCCAACACAAAGGGCUGCACUGCUGUGAGAAUUACAAACGAAUUCUUUCUUUGUUCUCGUGGCAUGAUGCCGAUAGCAAAAUCGGAGUAAAGUUGGGGGGAUAUUCCACGAAGUAAAACGAGUUUUUUGGGCAUAGAGAGUGGAUGGUCACGGCCCAAUCACAAACGAAGUUAUAUAAUAGUGUUUUUUGUUUGUGAGACCAAGCCCUGCUCCUAAGUGCUGAAAUGUAUACGUGAUGACUGAUAUUUGCCAAUAAGUAACGUCAUGAUUAUUCAUCCUUUCCGUAGCGAUUCGAUGAACUGUCCCGGAUUGUGGGACGUGCUUCAAUUAAACAUUCCAUAAGCUUCUUC
This is a messenger RNA of Lethenteron reissneri (Far Eastern brook lamprey), 7030 nucleotides long. RefSeq names its product parapinopsin-like. NCBI's taxonomy places the organism in Eukaryota, Metazoa, Chordata, Hyperoartia, Petromyzontiformes, Petromyzontidae. Gene Ontology annotation, biological process: G protein-coupled receptor signaling pathway; visual perception. The record is from RefSeq and is a predicted model, not a curated record. Gene Ontology annotation, molecular function: G protein-coupled receptor activity. Gene Ontology annotation, cellular component: membrane.